Molecule: messenger RNA, 960 nt
Organism: Chaetomium fimeti
Lineage: Eukaryota; Fungi; Ascomycota; Sordariomycetes; Sordariales; Chaetomiaceae
Exons: 1
Coding region: 74-727 (217 amino acids)
Source: RefSeq, a predicted model, not a curated record
CCCGCAACUAACUUCUUACCGGAGGGUUAACGGGCGGUACCCAGUAAAGCAGCAAGCUCUUGGAACCGGAACGAUGGAACAUUCGGCCUUUCCUCGAGCGCCCCCAGCUACUGGGCAUGUUACGACGACAAAUGUCCGCCUCCAGCCGUCCAACUCCACGGCCGGUCAUCAAUCUCACUUCGGCAGGACUAGGGAUCCUCAUGGCCUCCCGCCGCCAGAUGCGUCCUCGUCUGACAAUGUUGGGCCCUCUCCGGCAUUCCACGCCUCGGGAUUUAACGGUUUCGCAAACUCUUACACGGGCCCGCCGUCGGGGAGCGUGGUCAGCGCUGCCACGCUAUCUCACACCCUUGAUGAAAUUAAACCGGUGCCAGCCACGGAACCCGAGCAUCAUGAACAUGACAUAUCCGGAGGAGCGUUCGGACUUCUGGGUCAAACAAACGCACAUCGAGAUUCAGGCACAGACACCAUCGGUACUUUGCUGCCUCCUCUAAGCCAGUUUGGCAUACUGUCUCAAAACUCGGUCGCCAAUCGUGCCGUGACCGAAGUCCCGAGUGAUAGGAAUACUAACUUGGUCAGAACGGAUUCUGCUCAUGGUUCUGGUAGCCUUGGGGUGUCAGGGGACGGACAAUUGCCCGCAAACAUCGUGGAGAACCCUCCCAACCUCGAUUUAUGGCGCCAGAAACUGUUUGAACUCGAAAAGCCACUCAUACUUACCAAUGAGGAGUGAGUGAACACCUUAUAUAUCUCCCUCGGUCCCUGAAGUUGUUCUGUGAGUAUUUCGUCCGUGCUUGAGUGUGCUCAUUAAGUUAUUCAAGGUACGACACGUACUUUCCCUGGGUCGACAAUGUCUACUCGCACCGGACGUCGCAGUCGGCAUCCAAACGGGGGCUCGUCACACGUUACUUCGACUGUCGCUUGAAGGGCCGGCCGUCUGGAACACCCAAAUCACAAGACCCCAAC